CACGCUGGCUCUUGUCUGGGGUUCUCAGGAGGGGAGAGUUGAGAGAGGCUUUGCUGCUGAGAAAAAUUAUUUGGUAGAUUGAAGGUUGGAACAGGAGCUACAGAAACAGAAGAGAAAAAUUCAUACAAGCCAAUGGUGUUCGGGAAGAAAAUAACCCCAUUGCCUUGAGUUUGUAGGUGCCCCUACUACUCUGGGAAAAUGGCAGACGACGACGAAUAUGAGGAGGUGGUGGAGUACUACACAGAAGAGACAGUCUACGAAGGGGAGCCGAGGGAGACAAUAACACACUUCUAUGAAACUACGACAACAACAUCUGACUAUGGGCAAUCAAAGCCUUCCAGAUCAGUGCUGGCACAGCCAGAACUGGCAAAGCCAGUGGAGAGAAAGAAAGUUAUCCGGAAGAAGAUCGACCCUUCCAAGUUCAUGACCCCCUACAUUGCACACAGUCAGAAAAUGCAGAAUCUGUUUAGCACAAAUAAAUACAAGGAGAACUAUGAGAAAGCAAAAGGACAGCCAUAUGCCAUCACAACCGAUACUCCAGAACUUCGCAGAAUCAAGAAAGUACAAGAUCAACUCAGUGAGGUUAAGUAUCGAAUAGAUGGCGAUGUUGCUAAAACUAUUUGUCAUGUAGAUGAAAAAGCAAAGGACAUUGAACAUGCAAAGAAAGUGUCGCAGCAAGUCAGUAAGGUUUUAUACAAGCAGAACUGGGAAGACACCAAGGAUAAGUACCUGCUUCCCCCUGAUGCCCCUGAACUUGUCCAAGCCGUUAAGAACACAGCCAUGUUCAGUAAGAAACUGUACACUGAAGACUGGGAAGCAGAUAAAAGUUUGUUUUACCCAUAUAACGAUAGCCCGGAGCUGAGGAGGGUUGCCCAAGCCCAGAAAGCUCUCAGUGAUAUUGCCUACAAAAAAGGUCAUGCUGAACAGCGGACUCAAUUCACAUCUCUGCCGGAUCCUCCAGAAGUAGAAUUUGCCAAGAAAGUGACCAAUCAAGUGAGCAAGCAAAAAUACAAAGAAGACUAUGAAAAUAAAAUCAAAGGCAAAUGGAGUGAGACACCUUGCUUUGAAGUUGCAACUGCCAGAAUGAAUGCUGAUAACAUCAGCACAAGGAAAUACCAGGAAGACUUUGAGCAUAUGAAAGACCGGAUCUACUUCAUGCAGACCGAAACACCAGAGUACAAAGUGAAUAAACAAGCUGGGUUGGCAGCUAGCAAGGUAAAAUACAAAGAAGACUAUGAAAAGAGUAAAGGGAAAGCAGAUUAUAAUAUACUGCCUGCUACAGAGAACCCACUGCUCAGGCAGCUGAAGGCAGCAGGAGAUGCCCUAAGUGAUAAACUAUACAAGGAAAACUAUGAAAAGACAAAGGCAAAGAGCAUAAAUUACUGUGAGACCCCCAAAUUUCAGCUUGAUACAGUUCUGCACAACUUCAGUAGUGAUACUAAAUAUAAAGAUUCCUACUUAAAGAAUAUUUUGGGACAUUAUGUAGGCAGCUUUGAGGAUCCAUAUCAUACACACUGCAUGCAAGUUGCAGCUCAAAACAGCGAUAAAAACUACAAAGCAGAAUAUGAAGAGGACAGAGGCAAAGGCUUCUUCCCCCAGACCGUAACUCAAGAAUAUGAAACAAUCAAGAAACUAGAUAGGUGUAAAGAUCAUGCCUACAAAGUCCAUCCGGAUAAGACAAAAUUCACUCAAGUUACCGACUCUCCUGUUCUGGUGCAAGCCCAAGUCAAUUCCAAACAACUGAGCGAUCUAAAUUACAAAGCAAAACAUGAAAGUGAAAAGUUCAAGUGCCAUAUACCUCCAGAUACCCCUGCCUUUAUCCAGCACAAAGUCAACGCCUAUAACCUGAGUGACAAUAUUUAUAAGCACGACUGGGAGAAAAGCAAAGCUAAGAAGUUUGACAUCAAAGUGGACGCCAUUCCCCUACUGGCAGCCAAAGCUAACAGCAGGAAUGUUAGCGAUGUGAUGUACAAGAAAGACUACGAGAAAAGCAGAGGGAAAAUGAUUGGAGCCCUCAGCAUUAGUGACGACCCCAAGAUGCUGAACUGCUUGAAGGCGGCCAAAAACCAGAGUGAUAGAUUAUACAAGGAAAACUAUGAGAAGACAAAGGCAAAGAGCAUGAAUUACUGUGAGACCCCUAAAUAUCAACUUGAUACUCUGCUGAAGAACUUCAGCGAGGCUAAAUAUAAAAAUUCAUAUGUACAGGAUAUCUUGGGACAUUACAUAGGCAGCUUUGAGGACCCAUAUCAAAUACACUGCAUGAAAGUUUCAGCUCAAAACAGUGACAAAAAUUACAAAGCAGAAUAUGAAGAAGAUAAAGGGAAAUGCUAUUUCCCUCAGACAAUAACACAAGAAUAUGAAGCAAUCAAGAAGCUAGACCAGUGUAAAGAUCAUACCUACAAAGUUCAUCCAGAUAAGACCAAAUUCACAGCCGUCACUGAUACUCCUGUGCUGUUGCAAGCCCAGCUCAACACGAAACAGCUUAGUGAUCUGAAUUACAAAGCAAAACAUGAAGGUGAGAAGUUCAAGUGCAACAUACCAGCAGAUGCUCCACAGUUUAUCCAACACAGAGUCAAUGCCUAUAACCUGAGUGAUAAUAUUUAUAAGCACGACUGGGAGAAAAGCAAAGCUAAGAAGUUUGACAUCAAAGUGGAUGCCAUUCCCCUGCUGGCAGCCAAAGCCAACAGCAGGAAUGUUAGCGAUGUGAUGUACAAGAAAGACUACGAGAAAAGCAGAGGGAAAAUGAUUGGAGCCCUCAGCAUUAAUGACGACCCCAAGAUGCUGAACUGCUUGAAGGCGGCCAAAAACCAGAGUGAUCAUGAAUAUCGUAAAGACUAUGAAAAAGCAAAAACUGUCUACACAGCACCUCUUGAUAUGCUUCAAGUGACUCAUGCUAAGAAAUCUCAGGCAAUUGCCAGUGACGUGGACUAUAAGCACCCCUUACACAGUUACAGCUACCCGCCCGAUAGCAUCAACGUGGACCUUGCCAAGAAGGCUUAUGCGCUGCAGAGCGAUGUUGAAUACAAAGCUGACUACAACAACUGGAUGAAAGGUUGUGGCUGGGUGCCUUUUGGGUCCCUAGAAAUGGAAAAGGCAAAGCGAGCUUCAGACAUCCUGAACGAGAAAAAAUAUCGCCAACAUCCAGACACUCUCAAGUUUACCUCUAUUGAAGAUGCUCCGAUUAUAGUACAGUCUAAAAUUAACCAGGCCCAGAGGAGUGAUGUCGCCUACAAAGCCAAAGGAGAGGAAAUUAUUCACAAAUACAGCCUGCCAGCAGAUGUGCCCCAGUUCGUUCAGGCUAAAGUCAAUGCCUACAACAUCAGUGAGAAUAUCUACAAAGCAGACUUGAAAGAUUUGAGCAAAAAGGGAUAUGACCUGAGAACCGAUGCGAUUCCCAUCCGAGUUGCCAAGGCUGCCAGGCAGGCGGCGAGUGACGUUCAGUACAAGAAAGAUUAUGAAAAAGCCAAAGGGAAAAUGGUUGGCUUCCAAAGUCUCCAGGAUGAUCCUAAACUGGUUCAUUAUAUGAAUGUGGCCAAGACACAGUCAGAUUGGGAGUAUAAAAAAGACUAUGAGAAGACAAAGACGAAAUACAACACGCCCCAUGAUAUGUUCAAUGUGGUGGCAGCUAAGAAAGCUCAGGAUGUUGCCAGCAACGUCAACUAUAAGCAUACGCUCCAUCAUUACACCUACCUGCCUGACGCCAUGGACCUGGAGCUGUCUAAAAACAUGAUGCACAUACAGAGUGAUAAUGCCUACAAGGAGGACUACAACAACUGGAUGAAAGGCAUAGGCUGGAUACCUAUCGGCAGUCUGGAAGUAGAAAAAGUUAAAAAGGCGGGUGAUGCCCUGAAUGAAAAGAAGUACAGGCAACAUCCAGACACCCUCAAAUUUACCAGCAUCGUGGACUCCCCAGUUAUGGUCCAGGCGAAACAGAACACAAAGCAAAUCAGUGAUGUCUUAUACAAAGCUAAAGGAGAAGAUGUGAAACAUAAGUACACUAUGAGUCCUGAUCUUCCUCAGUUUCUCCAGGCCAAGUGCAAUGCUUACAAUAUAAGUGAUGUCUGUUAUAAACGGGACUGGCAUGAUUUAAUAGCCAAAGGCAACAAUGUGCUGGGUGAUGCUAUUCCCAUCACUGCGGCCAAAGCAUCAAGAAACAUUGCCAGUGAUUAUAAAUACAAGGAAGCUCACGAGAAGUCAAAGGGAAAGCAUGUGGGUUUUAGAAGCCUCCAGGAUGAUCCCAAGCUGGUCCACUAUAUGAAUGUGGCAAAGAUGCAGUCCGAUCGUGAAUACAAGAAGAACUAUGAGAACACCAAAACCAGCUACCACACCCCUAGGGACAUGGUUAGCAUUACAGCUGCAAAGAUGGCCCAGGAUGUCGCCACCAACGUCAACUACAAACAGCCAAUACAUCAUUACACAUACCUACCUGAUGCCAUGAGUCUGGAGCACACCAGGAAUAUGAAUCAAAUUCAGAGUGAUAACCUAUAUAAAGACGAGUACAACAGCUUUUUCAAGGGCAUUGGAUGGCUGCCUCUUGGUUCUCUGGAGGUUGAGAAGGCCAAGAAAGCAGGCGAUGCAUUAAAUGAGAGGAAGUAUCGACAGCACCCAGAUACCAUCAAGUUCACAAGUGUGCCUGAUUCCAUGGGCAUGGUUCUGGCUCAGCACAACACAAAGCAGCUAAGUGAUUUGAACUACAAGGUGGAGGGGGAGAAACUGAAGCACAAGUAUACUAUGGACCCCGGAUUGCCUCAGUUUAUUCAAGCCAAGGUCAACGCCCUCAACAUGAGUGAUGCUCAUUAUAAAGCAGACUGGAAGAAAACCAUUGCUAAGGGCUAUGAUUUGAGACCAGAUGCCAUUCCCAUUGUUGCUGCAAAAAGUUCAAGAAAUAUUGCUAGCGAUUUCAAAUAUAAGCAGGCCUAUGAGAAAGCCAAAGGCAAGCAAAUUGGAUUUCUCAGUCUUCGGGAUGAUCCUAAACUGGUUCACUACAUGAAUGUAGCCAAAAUGCAGUCAGAUCGUGAGUACAAGAAGGGCUAUGAAGCCAGCAAGACCAGGUAUCACACACCAUUGGAUAUGUUCAGUGUGACAGCGGCCAAGAAAUCUCAGGAGGUUGCUACCAACGUCAACUACAGGCAGCCCUUCCACAGCUACACUCUGCUGCCCGAUUCCUUGAACGUGGAGCACUCCAGGAACGCGAUGCAGAUUCAAAGUGAUAAUCUAUACAAAUCUGACUUCACCAACUGGAUGAAAGGGAUCGGGUGGAUCCCAAUAGAGUCGCUGGAGGUGGAGACGGCAAAGAAAGCAGGACAGAUUCUUAGUGAGAAGAAGUAUCGCCAGCACCCUGAGAAGCUGAAGUUCACAUAUGCGAUGGACACAAUGGAACAAGCACUUAACAAAAGUAACAAACUGAAUAUGGAUAAGAGGCGUUACACUGAGAAAUGGAACAAAGACAAGACCACCAUUCACGUCAUGCCCGAUACUCCAGACAUUUUACUCUCCAGAGUAAACCAAAUCACCAUGAGUGAUAAACUGUACAAAGCUGACUGGGAAGAAGAAAAGAAGAAAGGAUAUGACCUGAGGCCUGAUGCUAUCCCAAUAAGGGCUGCAAGAACCUCUAGAGACAUUGCCAGUGAUUACAAAUACAAGCAAGCCUAUGAACAGACCAAAGGGAAACAAAUUGGCUUCCGGAGCCUGGAGGACGACCCCAAGUUGGUGCACUUCAUGCAGGUGGCCAAGAUGCAGUCAGACCGGGAAUACAAGAAGGGAUAUGAGAAAUCCAAGACGUCCUUCCACACCCCGGUGGACAUGUUGAGUGUGGUGGCAGCCAAGAAAUCUCAGGAAGUGGCCACCAACGCCAACUACAGGAACGUGAUCCACAGCUACAACAUGCUCCCUGACGCCAUGAGCCUUGAAUUGGCCAAAAAUAUGAUGCAGAUUCAAAGUGAUAAUCAGUACAAAGCUGACUAUGCCGACUUCAUGAAGGGCGUUGGAUGGCUCCCUCUGGGCUCACUGGAGGCUGAGAAAAACAAGAAAGCCAUGGAGAUUGUUAGUGAAAAGAAGUACCGCCAACACCCGGACACUUUGAAGUAUUCCACCUUGAUGGACUCAAUGAACAUGGUUUUGGCCCAGAAAAAUGCAAAAAUUAUGAAUGAACACCUCUACAAACAAGCGUGGGAGGCUGAUAAGACCAAAGUCCACAUCAUGCCUGAUAUCCCCCAGAUUGUUUUGGCAAAGGCAAAUGCAAUUAACAUGAGUGACAAACACUACAAACUUUCUUUGGAAGAGUCCAAAAAGAAAGGCUAUGAUCUUCGAACUGAUGCAAUUCCUAUCAAAGCUGCCAAGGCUUCAAGAGAUAUUGCAAGUGAUUAUAAAUACAAACACAAUUAUGAAAAGGAGAGGGGGAAAAUGGUUGGUUUCCGCAGUCUUGAAGAUGAUCCCAAAUUAGUCCAUUCCAUGCAAGUGGCUAAGGCGCAAUCUGAUCGGGAGUACAGAAAAAACUAUGAGAAGACAAAGACCAGCUACCACACCCCUGCUGACAUGCUCAGUGUCACAGCUGCCAAGGACGCCCAAGCCAAUGUCACCAACACCAACUACAAGCACUUGAUUCAUAAAUACGUCCUCCUUCCAGACGCCAUGAGCAUCGAGCUGAGCAAGAAUAUGAAUCGCCUACAGAGUGAUAAUGAAUAUAAGCAGGACUACAAUGAAUGGUACAAGGGGCUUGGCUGGAGUCCAGCUGGUUCCCUAGAUGUGGAGAAGGCCAAGAAAGCAACUGAAUAUGCCAGUGAUCAGAAAUACCGCCAGCACCCUAGCAACUUCCAGUUUAAGAAGCUGCUCGACUCCAUGGACAUGGUUCUUGCCAAGCGGAAUGCGCAUACUCUGAACAAGCACUUAUACACCAUUGAUUGGAACAAAGAUAAGACCAAGAUUCAUGUGAUGCCAGAUACACCAGAUAUUUUACAAGCCAAGCAGAAUCAAACGAUAUUCAGUCAGAAACACUAUAAACUUGGAUGGGAAGAAGCUUUGAAGAAAGGCUAUGACCUCCCACUUGAGGCAAUUUCUGUACAGUUGGCCAAAGCUUCAAGAGACAUUGCUAGUGAUUUUAAAUACAAACAAGGCUACCGCAAGCAACUCGGCCACCAUAUUGGAUUCCGGAGUCUGCAAGAUGAUCCAAAGCUUGUGUUGUCCAUGAAUGUAGCCAAAAUGCAGAGUGAAAGAGAAUACAAGAAGGACUUUGAGAAAUGGAAAACCAGGUACAGCAGCCCAGUGGACAUGUUGGGAGUGGUGCUGGCCAAGCAGUGUCAGGCCUUGGUCAGUGAUGUGGACUACAAGAAUUACCUGCACCGUUGGACAUGCCUGCCCGACCAGAACGAUGUUAUUCAAGCUAAAAAAGUUUAUCAACUACAGAGUGAGAAUCUGUAUAAGUCUGAUCUUGAGUGGCUGAAAGGCAUAGGAUGGAGUCCCCUGGGUUCUUUGGAGGCAGAAAAGAAUAAGCGGGCUUCAGAAAUCAUCAGUGAGAAGAAAUAUCGUCAACCUCCAGACAAAAACAAGUUCACCAGCAUUCCUGACGCCAUGGACAUAGUUCUGGCAAAGACAAAUGCCAAAAAUAGGAGUGAUAGACUUUAUAGAGAAGCUUGGGACAAGGACAAGACUCAAGUCCACAUCAUGCCUGACACACCUGACAUUAUUCUGGCUAAAGCAAACUUAAUCAAUACAAGUGAUAAACUCUACCGAAUGGGUUAUGAGGAGCUGAAGAAAAAAGGUUACGAUCUUCCGCUUGAUGCCAUACCAAUCAAAGCGGCAAAAGCAUCUCGAGAAAUUGCCAGCGAAUACAAGUACAAAGAAGGCUUUCGCAAGCAGCUUGGCCACCACGUUGGAGCCCGGGACAUCAAAGACGACCCCAAGAUGAUGUGGUCCAUGCACGUGGCCAAGAUCCAGAGUGACAGGGAGUAUAAGAAGGACUUUGAGAAGUGGAAGACCAAGUUCAGCAGCCCCGUGGACAUGCUGGGGGUGGUGCUGGCCAAGAAGUGCCAGACCCUAGUCAGUGANGUGGAUUAUAAGAACUACCUGCACCAGUGGACCUGCCUGCCCGACCAGAGUGACGUCGUCCAUGCUCGGCAGGCCUAUGACCUCCAGAGUGACAAUAUGUACAAGUCAGAUCUCCAGUGGCUGAGAGGCGUCGGCUGGGUUCCCAUUGGCUCUUUGGAUGUGGAAAAAUGCAAAAGGGCAACUGAAAUUUUGAGUGAUAAAAUCUAUCGCCAGCCUCCAGACAGAUUUAAAUUUACCAGUGUGACUGAUUCUCUGGAACAGGUGUUGGCUAAGAAUAAUGCCAUCAACAUGAACAAGCGUUUGUACACGGAAGCCUGGGACAAAGACAAGAUCCAGAUCCACAUCAUGCCAGACACACCAGAAAUUACAUUGGCAAGAAUGAACCAGAUCAACUACAGUGAGAAUCUGUAUAAACUUGCAAACGAAGAAGCAAAGAAGAAAGGCUAUGACCUGCGAAGCGAUGCCAUCCCCAUCGUGGCCGCCAAGGCCUCCAGGGACAUCGUCAGUGACUACAAAUACAAAGAUGGUUACCGCAGGCAGCUUGGCCAUCACAUUGGUGCCCGGGACAUUAAGGAUGAUCCCAAGAUGAUGUGGUCCAUGCAUGUGGCCAAGAUUCAGAGUGACAGGGAGUACAAGAAGGACUUUGAGAAGUGGAAGACCAAGUUCAGCAGCCCCGUGGACAUGCUGGGGGUGGUGCUGGCCAAGAAGUGCCAGACCCUAGUCAGUGACGUGGAUUAUAAGAACUACCUGCACCAGUGGACCUGCCUGCCCGACCAGAGUGAUGUCGUCCAUGCUCGACUUGCCUAUGACCUCCAGAGCGAUAAUAUUUACAAGUCUGAUCUCCAGUGGCUGAAAGGCAUUGGCUGGGUCCCCAUUGGGUCUCUGGAUGUGGUCAAGUGCAAGAGAGCUGCAGAGAUACUGAGUGACAACCUCUACCGCCAGCCUCCGGACAAGCUGAAGUUCACCAGUGUGCCCGAUUCCCUGGAACAGGUGCUGGCUAAGAACAACGCCAUCAACAUGAACAAGCGCUUAUACACAGAGGCCUGGGACAAAGACAAGACUCAAGUUCAUAUCAUGCCUGAUACCCCGGAGAUCAUGUUGGCAAGGCAGAACAAAAUCAACUACAGUGAGAGUCUGUAUAAACUUGCCAAUGAAGAAGCAAAGAAGAAAGGCUACGACUUGCGAAGCGAUGCCAUCCCGAUCGUGGCAGCCAAGGCCUCUAGGGACAUCGUCAGUGAUUACAAAUACAAAGAUGGUUACCGCAAGCAGCUCGGCCAUCACAUUGGAGCCCGGGACAUUAAGGAUGACCCCAAGAUGAUGUGGUCCAUGCACGUGGCAAAGGUCCAGAGUGACAGAGAGUACAAGAAAGACUUUGAGAAGUGGAAGACCAAGUUCAGCAGCCCAGUGGACAUGCUGGGAGUGGUGCUGGCCAAGAAGUGCCAGACCCUAGUCAGUGACGUGGAUUAUAAGAACUACCUGCACCAGUGGACGUGCCUGCCAGACCAGAAUGAUGUUGUCCAUGCUCGGCAUGCCUAUGACCUCCAGAGUGAUAACGUUUAUAAAUCAGAUCUCCAGUGGCUGAAAGGUAUUGGCUGGGUCCCCAUUGGGUCUCUGGAUGUGGUCAAGUGCAAGAGAGCUGCAGAGAUACUGAGUGACAACCUCUACCGCCAGUCUCCGGACAGGCUGAAGUUCACCAGUGUGCCCGAUUCCCUGGAACAGGUGCUGGCUAAGAACAACGCCAUUAACAUGAACAAGCGGUUAUACACAGAGGCCUGGGACAAAGAUAAGACCCAAGUCCACAUCAUGCCUGACACACCUGAAAUUAUGUUGGCAAGACAAAAUAAAAUAAAUUACAGUGAGAGCCUCUAUCGCCAGGCCAUGGAAGAAGCCAAGAAAGAAGGCUAUGACUUGAGAAGCGACGCCAUUCCCAUUGUGGCUGCCAAGGCCUCCCGGGACAUUGCCAGUGAUUACAAAUACAAAGAAGCUUAUCGUAAGCAGUUGGGUCACCACAUUGGCGCCCGGGCAAUACAUGAUGACCCCAAGAUGAUGUGGUCCCUCCACAUUGCCAAAGUGCAGAGUGACCGUGAGUACAAGAAAGACUUUGAGAAAUACAAGACAAGGUACAGCAGCCCAGUCGACAUGCUUGGCAUCGUUUUGGCCAAGAAAUGUCAGACCUUGGUCAGCGACGUGGACUAUAAACAUCCUCUGCAUGAGUGGACCUGCCUGCCAGACCAGAAUGACGUCAUCCAUGCUCGGAAAGCUUAUGACCUCCAGAGUGAUAAUUUGUAUAAGUCAGACCUUGAAUGGUUGAAAGGCAUUGGCUGGGUUCCACUUGGCUCCUUGGAAGUUGUUAAAGCCAAGAGGGCCACAGAGAUCCUGAGUGAUAACAUCUACCGUCAGCGUCCGGACACACUGAAAUUUACCAGCAUACCUGACUCUCUGGAGCAGGUGCUGGCAAAGAACAACGCUAUCAACAUGAAUAAGCGUUUGUAUACUGAAGCCUGGGACAACGAUAAGAAAACAAUCCACGUCAUGCCUGACACACCAGAAAUCAUGCUAGCCAAACUCAACCGAAUAAACUACAGUGAUAAACUCUAUAAACUUGCUUUGGAAGAGUCCAAGAAGGAAGGCUAUGACUUGCGUUUGGAUGCCAUUCCAAUCCAGGCAGCCAAGGCUUCAAGAGAUAUUGCUAGCGAUUACAAGUACAAGGAAGGCUACCGCAAACAGGUUGGCCACCACAUUGGGGCCCGAAACGUUAAGGAUGACCCCAAGAUGAUGUGGUCCAUGCACGUGGCCAAGAUCCAGAGUGACAGGGAGUACAAGAAGGACUUUGAGAAGUGGAAGACCAAGUUCAGCAGCCCCGUGGACAUGCUGGGGGUGGUGCUGGCCAAGAAGUGCCAGAUCCUUGUAAGCGACAUAGACUACAAGCAUCCUCUACAUGAAUGGACCUGUCUCCCCGAUCAGAAUGACAUCAUUCAUGCUCGGAAGGCCUAUGACCUUCAGAGUGAUGCUAUUUACAAGGCUGAUCUUGAAUGGCUGAGAGGCAUUGGCUGGGUGCCGAUUGGCUCUGUAGAGGUCGAGAAGGUGAAGAAAGCUGGAGAAAUCCUGAGUGAGAAGAAGUACCGCCAGCCUGUAGACCAGCUCAAAUUCACAUGCAUUACAGACACCCCAGAGAUUGUCCUGGCAAAGAGCAAUGCCCUGACGAUGAGCAAGCAUUUAUAUACGGAAGCUUGGGAUGCUGACAAAACCUCUAUCCAUGUGAUGCCAGACACUCCAGAAAUCCUACUGGCCAAGAGUAAUUCUGCCAAUGUCAGCCAAAAACUUUACACCAAGGGAUGGGAUGAAUCAAAGAUGAAGGACUAUGAUCUAAGAGCUGAUGCUAUUUCCAUCAAAAGUGCCAAGGCCUCGAGGGACAUCGCCAGUGACUACAAAUACAAAGAAGCAUACGAGAAACAGAAAGGCCACCACAUUGGAGCCCACAGCAUUGAAGAUGACCCCAAGAUUAUGUGUGCCAUACAUGCAGGGAAGAUCCAAAGUGACAGGGAAUACAAGAAGGAUUUCCAGAAGUGGAAGACCAAGUUCAGUAGCCCAGUGGACAUGUUAGACAUCUUGCAGGCCAAGAAAUGUCAGACUCUAGUCAGUGACAUUGAUUAUCGAAAUUACCUGCAUCACUGGAUAUGCUUACCUGAUCAAAACGACGUUAUCCAAGCAAAAAAGGCCUAUGAACUGCAGAGUGAUAAUGUGUAUAAAGCAGACCUGGAGUGGCUGCGUGGCAUCGGCUGGAUGCCAGAAGGCUCAGUGGAAAUGACCAGGGUGAAGGGUGCCCAAGACCUGCUGAAUGAAAGACUCUACAGAACGCGACCAGAAGCCUUGAAAUUCACGUCCAUUGUUGACACUCCGGAAGUGGUCCUGGCAAAAGCCAAUUCUCUGCAAAUGAGUGAGAGGCUGUAUCAAGAAGCAUGGAAUAAAGAUAAAACCAAUGUCAGCAUUCCUUCUGACACGCCACUCAUACUGCAGGCCCAAAUCAAUGCCUUGCAGAUCAGCAAUAAACUCUACCAGAAAGACUGGGAUGAGGCCAAGCAGAAAGGAUAUGACUUAAGAGCAGACGCCAUUGAAAUCAAACAUGCCAAAGCCUCCAGAGAAAUUGCCAGCGAGUACAAAUACAAAGAAGGUUACCGUAAGCAACUGGGCCACCACGUGGGUUUCCGCAGCCUACAAGAUGACCCCAAACUGGUAUGGUCCAUACAUGCUGCCAAGAUCCAGAGUGAAAGAGAAUACAAGAAAGCUUAUGAGAAGUCUAAAGGAAUUCACAAUACACCAUUGGACAUGAUGUCAAUUGUUCAGGCCAAGAAAUGCCAGACUCUGGUCAGUGAUCUUGAUUAUCGCAAUUACCUUCACCAAUGGACGUGCCUACCUGACCAGAACGAUGUGAUUCAGGCCAAGAAAGCCUAUGAACUGCAGAGUGAUAACGUAUACAAAUCAGACCUGGAGUGGUUGAAGGGUAUUGGAUGGUUGCCAGAGGGUUCGGUGGAAGUGAUGAGAGUGAAGAAUGCCCAGAAUCUCCUGAAUGAACGGUUGUAUCGCAUAAGGCCAGAGGCCCUCAAAUUCACCAGCAUUGUUGAUACCCCAGAAGUCAUCCUGGCAAAGACCAAUGCUCUACAGAUCAGUGAGCCAUUGUAUCGCGAUGCCUGGGACAAAGAGAAGGCUAACGUGCAUGUGCCAGCCGACACUCCACUGAUGCUUCAGUCCAAAACCAAUGCCAUACAGAUCAGCAACAAACAAUAUCAGCAAGCUUGGGAAGACGUCAAGAUGACAGGCUAUGACCUGCGAGCAGAUGCCAUCGGUUUCCAGCAUGCCAAGGCUUCCAGGGAUAUCGCCAGUGAUUACCUAUACAAAACUACUUACGAGAAACAGAAAGGCCAUUAUAUUGGAUGUCGCACUGCCAAGGAAGACCCGAAACUGGUUUGGGCAGCAAAUGUGAUGAAGAUGCAGAAUGACAGGCUGUACAAAAAGGCCUACAAUGACCACAAGGCCAAGAUCUCCAUCCCGGUGGACAUGGUGUCCAUCAGUGCUGCCAAAGAAGGUCAAGAGUUAGCAAGCAAUGUGGACUAUCGGCAGUACCUGCACCACUGGUCUUGCUUUCCCGACCAGAAUGAUGUGAUCCAAGCCAGGAAAGCCUACGACCUGCAGAGUGAUGUAAUGUACAAAUCAGACCUGGAGUGGUUGAAGGGUAUUGGAUGGUUGCCAGAGGGUUCGGUGGAAGUGAUGAGAGUGAAGAAUGCCCAGAAUCUCCUGAAUGAACGGUUGUAUCGCAUAAGGCCUGAGGCCCUCAAAUUCACCAGCAUUGUUGAUACCCCAGAAGUCAUUCUGGCAAAGACCAAUGCUCUACAGAUCAGUGAGCCAUUGUAUCGCGAUGCUUGGGACAAAGAGAAGGCUAAUGUGAAUGUGCCAGCCGACACUCCACUGAUGCUUCAGUCCAAAAUCAAUGCCAAACAGAUCAGCAACAAACAAUAUCAGCAAGCUUGGGAAGACGUCAAGAUGACAGGCUAUGACCUGCGAGCAGAUGCCAUCGGUUUCCAGCAUGCCAAGGCUUCCAGGGAUAUCGCCAGUGAUUACCUAUACAAAACUACUUACGAGAAACAGAAAGGCCAUUAUAUUGGAUGUCGCACUGCCAAGGAAGACCCGAAACUGGUUUGGGCAGCAAACGUGAUGAAGAUGCAGAAUGACAGGCUGUACAAAAAGGCCUACAAUGACCACAAGGCCAAGAUCUCCAUCCCGGUGGACAUGGUGUCCAUCAGUGCUGCCAAAGAAGGUCAAGAGUUAGCAAGCAAUGUGGACUAUCGGCAGUACCUGCACCACUGGUCUUGCUUUCCCGACCAGAAUGAUGUGAUCCAAGCCAGGAAAGCCUACGACCUGCAGAGUGAUGCUCUCUACAAGGCUGACUUGGAGUGGUUGCGUGGCAUUGGCUGGAUGCCUGAAGGGUCUCCUGAAGUACUGAGAGUCAGAAAUGCCCAGCAUAUCCUGCGAGACAGUGUCUAUCGGACACCUGUGGUGAAACUCAAGUACUCAAGUGUCGUCGACACUCCUGAAGUUGUCCUUGCUAAAGCAAAUGCUGAAAACAUUAGUAUCCCUAAGUACAGAGAACUUUGGGACAGGGAUAAAACUUCGAUCCACAUAAUGCCAGAUACUCCAGAAAUUAAUCUCGCUAGAGUCAAUGCUGUUAAUGUGAGCAAGAACAUUUACCGGAAAGGUUGGGAUGAAGUGAAGAUGAGCUGUGAUGUGCGGCUGGAUGCCAUCCCUAUCCAGGCUGCCAAAGCCUCCAGGGAGAUCGCCAGUGACUAUAAAUACAAGCUUGACCAUGAGAAACAGAAGGGACACUAUGUGGGUACCCCCACAGCCAAGGAUGACAACAGGAUCCGGUGGGCUCUGAUAGCUGGCAAGAUUCAGAAUGAGAGAGAGUACCGGCUGCCGUGGGCCAAAUGGAAGACUAAGUUCAAAAGCCCCGUGGAUAUGCUUUCCAUCACGCAUUCUAAAAAAUGCCAGACUCUUGUCAGUGACAUUGAUUAUCGCAAUUACCUACAUGAAUGGAUGUGCUUGCCUGACCAGAAUGAUGUGAUUCAGGCCAAGAAAGCCUAUAAACUGCAGAGCGAUGCUGUUUACAAGGCCGACUUGGAAUGGUUACGUGGAAUUGGGUGGAUGCCAAGUGAUUCUGUUUCUGUCAAUCAUGCCAAACAUGCUGCAGAUAUAUUCAAUGAGAAAAAAUAUCGCACAAAAAUAGAAACUCUCAACUUUACGCCUGUGGAUGACCGAGUCGAUUAUGUGACAGCGAAACAAAGUGGUGAGAUCCUAAAUGAUAUUAAAUACCGGAAGGAUUGGAAUGACACCAAAUCAAAGUACACCCUCACAGAAACCCCCCUGCUGCACACUGCCCAGGAAGCAGCCCGGAUACUGGACCAGUAUCUCUACAAGGAAGGCUGGGAGAAGCAAAAAGCCACAGGUUACAUUUUGCCUCCGGAUGCUGUGCCAUUUGUUCAUGCCCAACACUCUGGUGAUGUUCAGAGCGAGCUGAAAUACAAAGCUGAACAUGUAAAGCAAAGAGGUCAUUAUGUUGGUGUUCCGACAAUGAGAGAUGAUCCUAAGCUGGUUUGGUUUGAGCACGCAGGCCAGAUUCAGAAUGACAGACUAUACAAAGAGCACUAUCAUAAAACGAAGGCCAAAGUCAAUAUACCUGCUGAUAUGGUGUCUGUGCUGGCCGCCAAGGAGGGGCAGGCCCUUGCCAGUGAUAUUGAUUACCGUCAUUACCUGCAUCAAUGGAUAUGUCAUCCUGACCAAAAUGACGUUAUUCAGGCAAGGAAGGCCUAUGACCUACAGAGUGAUAAUAUCUACAAAGCUGACCUGGAGUGGCUCCGAGGCAUUGGCUGGAUCCCCCUGGAUUCUGUGGAGCACGUGAGGGUUACCAGGAACCAGGAUAUGGUGAAUCAGAUAAAAUAUAAGAAAGAUGCUCUUGACAACUAUCCUAACUUUACAAGUGUGGUGGAUCCUCCACCGAUUGUUUUGGCCAAGAUUAACUCAGUCAAUCAAAGUGAUGUAAAAUAUAAAGAAACAUUUAAUAAAUUAAUAAAGGGCAAGUAUAUAUUUUCUCCAGAUACACCAUAUAUCACCCACUCCAAAGACAUGGGAAAACUCUAUAGUACCAUACUGUAUAAAGGGGCAUGGGAGGGAACCAAGGCCUAUGGCUAUACCUUGGAUGAACGCUAUAUUCCCAUUGUUGGAGCCAAGCAUGCCGACUUUGUGAACAGUGAGCUUAAAUACAAAGAGACAUAUGAGAAGCUGAAGGGUCACUACCUGGCUGGAAAAGAAAUCAGUGAGUUCCCUGCUGUGGUUCACUGUCUGGAUUUCCAAAAGAUAAGGAGCUUGUUGAACUACAGAAGACAUUAUGAGGACACCAAAGCAAAUGUUCAUAUCCCCAUUGAUAUGAUGAAUCAUGUGCUGGCUAAAAGGUGUCAGUACAUCCUCAGUGACCUGGAGUACCGACACUACUUCCACCAGUGGACAUCUCUCCCAGGAGAACCCAACGUUAUACGGGCCCGAAACGCGCAGGAGAUCUUGAGUGAUAAUGUGUAUAAAGGUGACUUGAAUUGGCUGAGAGGCAUUGGGUGCUACGUUUGGGAUACACCCCAGAUCCUCCAUGCCAAGAAAGCGUAUGACCUCCAGAGUCAGAUACAAUAUACAGCAGCAGGUAAAGAAAAUCUACAAAAUUAUAAUCUGGUCACAGACACACCACUUUACGUGACUGCUCUUCAAAGUGGCAUUAAUGCCAGUGAGGUGAAAUAUAAAGAAAAUUAUCAUCAGAUUAAGGACAAAUAUACAACAGUUGUAGAAACAGUGGAUCAUGACAGAAUCAGGAAUCUGAAGGAUCUUUAUAGCAGUAACCUGUAUAAGGAGGCCUGGGAUAAAGUGAAAGCCACCAGCUACAUCCUGCCUUCCAACACCUUGUCCCUGACACACGCCAAGAACCAGAAGCAUAUGGCCAGCAUUGUCAAAUAUCGAGAAGAAUAUGAAAAAUUCAAAGCUCUUUAUACUUUGCCAAAAAGUGUUGAAGAUGAUCCGAAUACAGCGCGGUGCCUCAGAGUCGGCAAGUUGAACAUUGACCGCCUGUACAGAUCAGUUUAUGAAAAGAACAAGAUGAAAAUCCACAUCGUGCCCGACAUGGUAGAGAUGGUUACUGCCAAGGAUUCUCAAAAGAAAGUCAGUGAGAUUGAUUAUCGCCUACACCUCCAUGAGUGGAUUUGCCACCCUGACUUGCAAGUCAACAGUCACGUCAGGAAAGUCACAGAUCAGAUCAGCGACAUUGUGUAUAAGGAUGACCUCAACUGGCUGAAAGGCAUUGGUUGCUACGUCUGGGACACUCCUGAAAUUCUCCAUGCCAAACAUGCUUAUGAUCUACGCAAUGAUAUCAAAUACAAAGAGCACGUGCGGAAAACGAGGAACGACUACAAGUUGGUCACUGAUACUCCAGUCUACGUGCAGGCUGUCAAAAGUGGGAAACAACUAAGUGAUGCUGUCUACCACUAUGACUACGUGCACAGUGUCAGAGGCAAAGUGGCUCCAACUACGAAAACCGUGGAUCUGGACCGGGCCCUUCACGCAUACAAGCUCCAGAGUGAGAAUCUGUACCGAGGACCUGGCCUGCGCUCCCUGCCCACUGGAUACAGGCUGCCAGUGGACACCCCUCACUUCAAACACAAGAAGGACACCCGAUACAUGAGCAGUUAUUUCAAGUACAAAGAAGUUUAUGAACACAUCAAGGCCCAUGGGUAUACACUUGGCCCCAAUGACGUUCCAUUUGUCAAUGUCCGGAGGGUCAACAAAGUUACCAGUGAGAGACUAUAUCGCCAGUUAUACCACAAACUGAAAGAUAAGAUUCACACAACUCCCGACACACCUGAAAUCCGCCAAGUCAAGAAGACACAAGAGGCUGUCAGUGAGUUGAUCUACAAAUCAGACUUCUUCAAGAUGCAAGGCCACAUGAUCUCGCUGCCAUACACACCCCAAGUGAUCCAUUGCCGCUAUGUGGGAGACAUCACCAGUGAUCUUAAAUACAAAGAGGACUUGAGGAUGCUGAGGGGUCUGGGCUGCUUCCUGUAUGACACUCCCGACAUGGUCCGCUCCCGGCACCUGCGGAAGCUCUGGUCUCAUUACCUGUACACUGAUAAUGCAAGGAAGACACGAGACAAAUACAAAGUGGUGCUUGACACUCCAGAAUACAGAAAAGUGCAGGAACUGAAGACACAUCUGAGUGAGCUGGUGUACAGAGCUUCAGGCAAGAAGCUGAAGUCAAUCUUCACUUCCGUUCCUGAUACUCCUGAUCUUUUAAGAGCCAAGCGAGGGCAGAAGCUUCAGAGUCAGUACCUGUAUGUUGAACUUGCCACCAAAGAGAGACCCCAUCAUCAUGCUGGAAACCAGACAACAGCCUUGAAGCACGCUAGAGACGUGAAGGACAUGGUCAGCGAGAAAAAGUACAAGAUUCAAUAUGAAAAGAUGAAGGACAGAUACACUCCGGUUCCGGAUACGCCAAUCCUCAUCAGAGCCAAGAGGGCUUACUGGAAUGCCAGUGAUCUACGCUACAAAGAAACGUUUCAAAAGACCAAAGGGAAAUACCACACUGUGAAGGAUGCUCUGGACAUUGUUUACCAUCGCAAAGUCACAGAUGACAUCAGUAAAGUGAAAUACAAGGCAAACUACAUGAGCCAGUUGGGAAUCUGGAGGUCCAUUGCUGAUCGCCCGGAGCAUUUCCACCAUCGGGCAGUCACUGAUGCUGUCAGUGAUAUAAAAUAUAAAUCAGAUCUGACCUGGCUUAAAGGCAUUGGUUGCUAUGCCUACGAUACUCCUGACUUCACUCUGGCUGAAAAGAACAAGACUCUCUACAGCAAGUAUAAAUAUAAAGAGGUAUUUGAAAGGAUCAAGUCAGAUUUCAAGUAUGUCGCGGAUUGUCCAAUCAAUAGACAUUUCAAGUAUGCAACUCAGUUGAUGAAUGAGAAAAAAUACAGAGCUGAUUAUGAGCAGCGGAAAGAUAAAUACCACCUGGUAGUCGAUGAGCCUAGACAUCUGCUGGCUAAGAUCGCAGGCGACCAGAUCAGUCAGAGAAAAUAUAAGUCUAGUGCCAAGAUGCUUCUGAAACAAGGAUGUAACGAAAUUCUGCGUCCAGAUAUGUUGACUGCCCUCUACAACACACACAUGUGGAGCCAGAUCAAGUACAGGAAAAACUAUGAAAAAUUAAAGGACAAAUUUACCUCAAUUGUGGACACUCCAGAACACCUGCGUACUACAAGAGUCAACAAACAAAUCAGUGAUAUACUGUAUAAGUUAGAAUACAACAAGGCCAAACCCAGAGGCUACAUCACAAUCCAUGAUACACCCAUGUUGCUGCAUGUCCGCAAGGUCAAAGAUGAAGUCAGUGACCUGAAAUACAAAGAAGAUUACCAAAGAAAUAAGUCCAACUGCACCAUUAAGCCAGACGCUGUUCAUAUCAAAGCAGCCAAGGACGCCUACAAAGUCAACACCAAUCUGGACUACAAGAAGCAGUAUGAAGCCAACAAAGCCCACUGGAGGUGGACCCCUGACCGACCGGACUUCAUCCAGGCUGCCAAGUCGUCCCUGCAGCAAAGCGAUUUUGAAUACAAGCUGGACCGAGAGUUCCUCAAGGGUUGCAAGCUUUCUGUCACUGAUGAUAAAGACAUGGUGCUGGCCCUGAGAAAUACUUUAAUAGAAAGUGAUCUGAAAUACAAAGAGAAACAUGUCAAGGAAAGAGGAACCUGCCAUGCUGUGCCUGAUACUCCUCAGAUCCUCCUGGCAAAGACUGUCAGCAAUCUAGUGUCCGAGAACAAAUACAAGGACUACGUGAAGAAGCGCUUGGCCCAGGGCUCCUAUACAACACUGCCAGAGACCCGGGACACUGUUCAUGUCAAGAAAGUGACCAAGAAUGUCAGUGAGACAAAUUACAAAAAGAAGUUUGUCAAGGAGAGAGGAAAAUCCAACUACUCCAUCAUGCUGGAGCCCCCAGACGUGAAACAUGCUAUGGAAGUGGCCAAGAAGCAGAGUGAUGUUGCUUACAGAAAAAGUGCCAAAGAAAAUCUUCAUUACACGACAGUGGCCGAUCGACCAGACAUCAAGAAGGCCACGCAGGCAGCCAAACAGGCCAGUGAGGUGGAGUACAGAGCCAAGCACCGGAAGGAGGGCAGCCAUGGGCUCAGCAUGCUUGGUCGCCCAGAUAUUGAAAUGGCCAAGAAGGCAGCCAAGCUGAGCAGCCAGAUUACGUACCGAGAAAAUUUCAACAAAGAGAAGGGCAAGACACCAAAAUACAAUCCAAAAGAAAGCCAGCUCUACAAAGUCAUGCAAGAUGCUAAUAAUCUCGCAAGUGAGGUUAAAUAUAAGGCUGACCUGAAGAAACUUCACAAACCUGUGACUGACAUGAAGGAAUCUCUGAUAAUGAAUCAUGUCCUGAAUACAAGCCAUCUUGCCAGUUCUUACCAGUACAAGAAGAACUACGAGAAGAGUAAAGGCCACUACCACACAAUCCCCGAUAACCUGGAGCAGCUUCAUUUGAAAGAGGCCUCAGAAUUACAGAGUAUAGUGAAAUACAAAGAAAAGUAUGAAAAGGAACGAGGAAAGCCCAUGUUGGACUUUGAAACACCAACAUACAUCACCGCCAAAGAGUCUCAGCAAAUGCAAAGCGGGAAAGAAUAUAGGAAAGAAUAUGAAGAGUCCAUUAAAGGCAGAAACCUGACUGGCCUGGAGGUCACACCAGCUUUAUUACAUGUCAAAUAUGCAACCAAAAUAGCCAGUGAGAAAGAAUAUAGGAGAGAUCUAGAGGAAAGCAUCCGUGGGAAGGGUCUCUGUGAAAUGGAAGACACACCUGACAUGCUAAGAGCCAAGAACGCCACUCAUAUCCUUAAUGAGAAAGAAUAUAAGAGAGAUCUGGAGCUAGAAGUCAAAGGAAGAGGCCUGAAUGCCAUGGCCAAUGAAACUCCCGACUUUAUGAGGGCCAGGAAUGCUACUGAUAUUGCCAGCCAGAUUAAGUAUAAGCAAUCAGCAGAAAUGGAAAAAGCCAAUUUCACUUCUGUGGUUGAUACUCCAGAGAUCAUUCACGCGCAACAAGUCAAGAACCUUUCAAGCCAGAAAAAGUACAAAGAAGAUGCAGAGAAGGGCAUGUCAUAUUAUGAGACGGUUUUGGACACCCCAGAGAUGCAGAGAGUCCGGGAGAACCAAAAGAACUUCAGCCUUCUCCAAUACCAGUGCGACCUUAAAAACAGUAAAGGAAAAAUUACAGUUGUUCAAGACACGCCAGAAAUACUGCGUGUUAAAGAAAAUCAAAAGAAUUUCAGCUCGGUUUUAUAUAAAGAAGAUGUCUCACCAGGAACAGCAAUUGGAAAGACACCUGAGAUGAUGAGAGUGAAGCAAACACAGGACCACAUUAGCUCGGUGAAGUAUAAGGAAGCAAUUGGACAAGGGAUCCCAGUCCCUGACCUGCCUGAAGUGAAACGUGUCAAGGAGACACAGAAGCACAUUAGCUCGGUUAUGUACAAAGAAAACUUGGGAACAGGCAUUCCAACCCCCGUCACUCCAGAGAUUGAGAGAGUCAGACGCAAUCAAGAGAACUUUAGCUCGGUUUUGUACAAAGAAAAUUUGGGGAAAGGAACCCCCACACCUAUCACUCCAGAGAUGGAGAGAGUCAAACGCAAUCAAGAGAACUUUAGCUCGAUUUUGUACAAAGAGAACUUGAGCAAGGGGACCCCCCUGCCAGUCACUCCAGAGAUGGAGAGAGUCAAACGCAAUCAAGAGAACUUUAGCUCGAUUUUGUACAAAGAGAACUUGAGCAAGGGGACCCCCCUGCCUGUUACUCCUGAGAUGGAGAGAGUCAAACGCAAUCAAGAGAACUUUAGCUCGAUUUUGUACAAAGAAAACUUGAGCAAGGGGACCCCCCUGCCUGUUACUCCUGAGAUGGAGAGAGUCAAACGCAAUCAAGAGAACUUUAGCUCGGUAUUGUAUAAAGAAAACCUCGGGAAAGGGACCCCGAUUCCCAUCACUCCAGAGAUGGAGAGAGUCAAACACAAUCAAGAAAACUUUAGUUCGGUGCUAUACAAAGAAAACCUGGGGACAGGAAUUCCAAUCUCCCUCACUCCUGAGAUGCAGAGAGUCAAACACAAUCAAGAAAACCUUAGCUCGGUGUUAUACAAAGAAAACAUGGGCAAGGGAACCCCUUUACCUGUCACUCCCGAGAUGGAGAGAGUCAAACACAAUCAAGAAAAUAUUAGCUCGGUUUUGUACAAAGAAACUGUGGGGAAAGGCACCCCAACCCCUGUCACUCCAGAGAUGCAGAGAGUCAAACGCAAUCAAGAGAACAUUAGCUCGGUGUUAUACAAAGAGAACCUGGGGAAAGCCACCCCCACACCCAUUACUCCCGAGAUGGAAAGAGUCAAACGCAAUCAAGAAAACUUUAGCUCGGUAUUGUACAAAGAGAAUAUGAGAAAAGCAACUUCGACACCUGUCACUCCAGAGAUGGAGAGAGCUAAGCGCAACCAAGAAAACAUUAGCUCGGUUCUUUAUUCUGAUAGCUUCCGGAAACAAAUACAAGGCAGAGCUGCCUAUGUCUUGGACACCCCAGAGAUGAGACGGGUGAGGGAGACCCAACGCAACAUCUCAGCGGUGAAAUAUCAUGAAGACUUUGAGAAACACAAGGGAUGCUUCACACCAGUGGUGACAGACCCUAUCACUGAACGAGUAAAGAAGAACACACAGGACUUCAGUGACAUUACCUACCGAGGUAUUCAGAGAAAAGUGGUAGAAAUGGAACAAAAACGGAACGACCAGGAUCAGGAAACUAUUACAGGUUUACGUGUCUGGCGUACUAAUCCUGGCUCAGUGUUUGACUAUGAUCCAGCAGAAGACAACAUUCAAUCCCGAAGCUUACACAUGCUUAAUGUCCAAGCUCAGCGCCGGAGCCGGGAGCAGUCGCGAUCCGCCAGCGCGCUGAGCGUCAGCGGCGGCGAGGAGAAGUCUGAGCAUUCAGAAGCUGCCGACCACCGCCUCUCCACCUACAGCGACGGGGGCAUCUUCUCUGCAGCCUCAGCAGCUUACAAACAUGCAAAAACCGUAGAGCUCCAACAACGGUCAUCUUCAGUUGCCACCCAACAGACAACGGUAUCCUCUAUCCCGUCUCAUCCAUCUACUGCUGGAAAAAUCUUCCGUGCCAUGUACGACUAUAUGGCUGCUGAUGCAGAUGAGGUGUCCUUCAAAGGUGGAGAUGCGAUCGUAAAUGUUCAGGCUAUUGAUGAAGGUUGGAUGUAUGGCACUGUGCAGAGGACUGGCAGGACUGGCAUGCUCCCAGCCAACUACGUUGAAGCUCUUUAGGCAUGUCAAAGCGCCGUGGCUGUCUGCAGGACCUACACCUCCUGCAGCCAGUAUAUCCUUUUAAACUCUCCACUGUUAGCCAAGUUCUAAAGCUGCCUAAUGGUUUUUCUGUGUCAGUAUGAUUUAUGGUUGUACCAUCCCUGAAUUCGUUUCCAUAUGAACCCCAGUAAUUCUCCAGGAAAAGAAGUGUUAGUAUCACUAAUCUGUCCAAUUACUAAACUACAUUUACUUCCUCAUUAUUUUCUGGACUUGCUCAUAAAACUUGAGACAACAUUAAACCCAUAGGUUCAAUAUUUUUUGAAUUGCCAUUAUCAAAUUUUCCUUUGGGUUUUAAAAUGUUUAAUUUCAGAAUAGAUAUUUUAAACGUUUCUGCAAUGUUAUAUUAUUGCUGGAUCAACCCAGAGUCUUCCUAAAGACUAAUACUUAAAGAGUAUUUCUUUUCUAAAACAAGGAUUCUGAACAUGUUAAACACAUUAAAGAGAAAAACAGCAGAGACAUUCACCUUUUCCUUGCUUCCUGAAUGCUGAUGCUUUUAUUUCUAAUCUGGUUCUGAAGUUAUAAAGCUGAUAGUCAAUAUAAACUGGUGAUAAGCUAGUAACUAAUAAAAUCUAUAAUUCUGCAACAAA
Molecule: messenger RNA, 23579 nt
Organism: Ceratotherium simum simum (southern white rhinoceros)
Lineage: Eukaryota; Metazoa; Chordata; Mammalia; Perissodactyla; Rhinocerotidae
Source: RefSeq, a predicted model, not a curated record